Patiria miniata (bat star) is the source of this 1259-nucleotide messenger RNA. RefSeq names its product development-specific protein LVN1.2-like. Lineage: Eukaryota; Metazoa; Echinodermata; Asteroidea; Valvatida; Asterinidae. The transcript has 6 exons. The record is from RefSeq and is a predicted model, not a curated record. Gene Ontology annotation, molecular function: calcium ion binding. Gene Ontology annotation, biological process: cell-matrix adhesion. Gene Ontology annotation, cellular component: extracellular region; lysosome. The coding region runs from base 139 to 801 and encodes 220 amino acids.
UUAUAAGAACGGGGUCGUCGAUAGGCUACUGUCAGAACAAGAAACGUCUCUCGUUAGAUAACAGAGCAAUUUUAUUGAAGUCUCCGUACUGAUUUUUGCCUAUCCCUUCACUGUCUUUUAAUAUUUCCCCAAGAAAUCAUGGGUGUUCAGUCGGUUGUGUGUCUGCUUCUUGUGGUCGCGGCGACAACGUACGCGCAGAAGCCCUGCUGUUACCCAGACCAAUUCGAAAUAUCGGAGGGUCGUCAGGUUGGCAUGGAUCGGGCAGGAAAAGGCUCCGCCAUUUAUGAGACUUGUAAACUCGCAUUCGAUUACACCAAUAAGCGCAUUGCCAAGAUAGGAGACCGUAUCGAGGAUGGGCGAACCAUGGAUUUCCAAGUCAUUUAUGACUUCAAAGAUGGCGCUGAAUAUCGCCUUGAACCAAAGAUGCAACGGUGCGAGAAGCUUCGGCUAGCGGGACCCAUCUCCCAUUGUGUUCCCGAGAACGCCACCUUUGGCCAAUCCAUGUACUUGGGCGACAAUAAGCUGACUAUUGACGUGUUUUACGUGGCUUACAAGACUGAACGCGGGGCUGGCCAGGGCUCCCUGUCGGUGACUCAGGGAGACUGUCUUCCCAGCAGUUUCCUCACGUCUGGAGUGGAAGGCGAUGUGUCUUAUAUGGAACUUGCUGGAUAUUUCAACUAUGUCAGUGGCAUCAAGAACCCGUCUGAAUAUUUCACCGUGCCUGACUAUUGUCCAACGAUGUUCAGCAACGGCAAGGAACCAACGAUGUUUGACACACUCCCAGAUAUGAUGCUGGUGUAAUAAAGCUGGCCUGUGCAGUCGGAUGGACGUUGUUAUUGACUUGCAACUAGGGUACAGGCGUCAAAGAAUCAAAGUCAACUUGAUUAUUUGGCUUUCAAACUUUGAACUUUUAUAAUUCUCUUUUUUGUAUCUCUAUUUCGGCCAAUGCGUAGUUUCAGGGUAUACCAUUUAUACAUUUAGCAAUGCGUGUCAAUUUGUAUCAAUCUCGUACAGUAGCUGAAUGCUCAUGAAGAUAACACUUUUAAAUCAGCGUACUUUGCAAUAAUUUUGUCAUAUUCGUAAACAUAUUGCAACCAGUCUAUUUCAUCCAAGAAUUUAAGAAUCCAGCAAUUGUAAUAGGACGACAAAACUCCGAUUAUAUGAUUAGAGAUAUUUACAAGAUUUGUUGAAGUUAAUUAUAUCAUUAUAAUUCCGUAGCAUUGGUAAUGAAUGGUCAUACAAUAAAAGCAACAAACUCA